GGGCCACCCCUCGGGCGGCCAUCUUGGAAGCUGAGCGGCGGUAGCAGCGAAGACGCUGCGGCGGGUGCGGUGGGCUGAGUCCCAGCGCGGGUGCGGCUCACAGAACGGGCCCCACUCUUCCGCACCCUGCUCUGGCCUCGACCACGGCGAACCUGAACGCGGCGGCGGCCUCAGGGAGAGAUGAGCAAUAACAGCAAUAAGAGAGCUCCAACAACAGCAACACAGAGAUUGAAACAGGACUACCUUCGAAUUAAGAAAGAUCCGGUGCCUUACAUCUGUGCGGAGCCCCUCCCUUCAAAUAUUCUUGAAUGGCAUUAUGUUGUCCGAGGCCCUGAGAUGACUCCUUAUGAAGGUGGCUAUUAUCAUGGAAAACUAAUUUUUCCCAGAGAAUUUCCAUUUAAGCCUCCUAGUAUUUACAUGAUAACCCCCAAUGGGAGGUUUAAGUGCAACACAAGGCUGUGUCUCUCCAUCACAGAUUUCCACCCAGACACAUGGAAUCCAGCGUGGUCUGUCUCCACCAUUCUAACAGGACUUCUGAGCUUCAUGGUGGAGAAGGGCCCCACCCUGGGCAGCAUAGAGACAUCGGACUUCACGAAAAGACAGCUGGCAGCACAGAGUUUAGUGUUUAAUUUAAAAGAUAAAGUCUUUUGUGAAUUAUUUCCUGAAGUUGUGGAGGAAAUUAAACAGAAACAGAAAGCACAAGAUGAACUAAGUAGCAGGCCCCAGAACCUUCCCUUGCCAGACGUGGUUCCUGAUGGGGAGAUGCACCGUGGCCAGAAUGGGCUCCAGCUCCUCAAUGGGCAUGCCCCUGCUGCCGGCCCGAACCUCGCUGGGCUCCCACAGGCCAACAGGCAUCAUGGACUCCUGGGCGGCGCUUUGGCGAACUUGUUUGUUAUAGUUGGGUUUGCAGCCUUUGCCUACACUGUCAAGUAUGUGCUGAGAAGCAUAGCACAGGAGUGAGACUCAAGAGUCGCCGCAAUCCAUAGUUGCUGCUGAGGGACACGGGCCAGAGCGUCAUGCAGGCGGGAUGGACAUGCUGCUAAGCACAGGAAGGCCUGCUGGACUCCUGGGAUUUACUUUUUAAAAACCUUAAAAAGAAAGCAAAAACCAAAAUGUGUGAUUUGGAGGAGAUUGGAGAGUCUUAACUCCCUCUUGAGGCUGGUGUGGACAAGGGCCACUCACGCUUUGGUUUUAUUGCUUACUCCUGUGUUGUCUUUUGGACUGUUUAGUAAACCUGGUUUAUUUGUUUUUGUUUUUUUUCCAUUUUAUUAGAUUUGGUCACUUAAAAAUAUAAAACUUUAAUGCAUAUCAAA
This is a messenger RNA of Phodopus roborovskii (desert hamster), 1313 nucleotides long. It is a transcript of the gene Ube2j2, whose product is annotated as ubiquitin conjugating enzyme E2 J2. The transcript has 7 exons. The record is from RefSeq and is a predicted model, not a curated record. NCBI's taxonomy places the organism in Eukaryota, Metazoa, Chordata, Mammalia, Rodentia, Cricetidae. Bases 181 to 960 code for a protein of 259 amino acids.